Messenger RNA from Onychomys torridus (southern grasshopper mouse), 4044 nucleotides. It is a transcript of the gene Ankrd45, whose product is annotated as ankyrin repeat domain 45. The coding region runs from base 97 to 855 and encodes 252 amino acids. The transcript has 6 exons. NCBI's taxonomy places the organism in Eukaryota, Metazoa, Chordata, Mammalia, Rodentia, Cricetidae. Gene Ontology annotation, molecular function: protein binding. The record is from RefSeq and is a predicted model, not a curated record.
GAACCUAGGCGCUGGGUGAGGCGCGGCUGCGCGAAGUGCGCCGUCGCCAUGGUAACCGCGAAAGCCUGGGCCCUGGGAGAGGUAUUUUUGGAGUGAAUGGAGCCAGAAGGAACUCUAGAAUCAGAGGGUUCAGAAAAGUCAGUAUUUUCCUCACAGCAAGAAUAUGAAGAAUCCCAAGAAGCAGAUGAAACAGGCCCGGAGAACCCCCUCUUGCAGCCGGCUCUCACAGGGGAUGUAGAAGGUUUGCAGAAGAUUUUUGAGGAUCCUGAACAUCCUCACCAUGAGCAUGCUAUGCAGCUGCUUCUAGAAGAAGACAUCGUUGGGAGAAACCUGUUGUACGCAGCUUGCAUGGCUGGGAAAAGUGAUGUAAUUAGAGCCUUGGCAAAGUAUGGGGUGAAUCUGAAUGAAAAAACCGCCAGAGGGUACACGCUCUUACACUGCGCUGCAGCCUGGGGCCGCCUGGAAACUUUGAAGGCCCUGGUGGAACUGGACGUUGAUAUAGAGGCUUUGAACUUCCGGGGAGAGAAAGCUCGGGACGUUGCCGCUCGCUAUUCUCAGACUGAGUGCGUUCAUUUUCUGGACUGGGCAGAUGCAAGGUUGAUUCUGAAAAAAUUUAUUACAAAGUCCUCUCUCAUCGUUACUGAACCAGAAAAGGGACCGGGGAAACUCCUCAAGGAUGACAAGAACACUAUCCUCAAUGCAUGUCGUAUGAAAAAUGAGUGGUUGGAAACCCAUCCAGAAGCUUCCAUCAGUGAGCUUUUUGAGCAGAAACAACAACUAGAGGAAAUUAUGGCUCCCAUCCUCACAAAAAUUUCUACACCACGUCAAGUGAAAAGUGCCCGAUCGGUAAUCUAAGCCAUCGUCCGCAAAGAAAUCAAGACUGUGCCUUCUACAGACCCCAGAUGGUGUAGAAGGCUACGUUAUCUUCCAGUAUUAGAUAAGACAAACCAAUUCCUGCCAGCUGAAUUCAAGAAAUAGACCCAGGGUUUUGCAGAAAUGUUUGGAUACAAAUUCAGUCAGCCUGGCUUUGUGUAAGGCUGUUCAGAAUACUCACACCUGGCUCAGGGGCUGGGCCUCUGCUCCUCCAAACACAUCUCCUCAUGAGUUCUCCAAUCAUGGCUCUUUAUGAGUUCCCACAUUCCUUUGGAAGAGCCGAGCAAGGAUUUCAAAACCAGACCGAGAAUCUAAUUUUCUGUGUCACUAAGGCAAGAUAUUUCCACUAGACCAGGGAAAUCCAUUUUCAAAAGAUUCACUAGGCCAUUUUUAAAGGGAAAAUAUCUGUUUCUUCUGUCUCAAACAGCAAAUACUAAUAGUUGUUUGGGGGCAGGCUCCUUUGGUUUUAGCUCUUAUUUUUUUUAUGUCCAAAUUAAAAUUUACCUGGAAGGUGGGAGACAGUUUCUGGGAAAAGCCCACUGUUACCUUUAAUAUUGGUAAUAAACACAAAUCUGGCUAGCUUCCCCUAUCUAGGAGGUUUGGUAAUAUAGAUAUUGUAACUGGAGCCAUGCCACUUCCUACCAUUUUCUGUUAUAUUGCCCAGGUUUUAAAGGUCAUGGUUACCCAAAAAUUCAUUGGAAAGUCCUUUUUCUAGUCAAAUUAAGCAGGACUCUGAACUUCUAUUCUUUUGUGACUUUCUGGGAAAUAUUUUAUAGAAAAUAAAACAUAAAAAAAAGGAGAGAGAAUAUUCCUCAUUCUUAUCACUUCCUCCUCUUUGUCUUGCUAUGCAAACUAUUUUUUCAAUUGAGAGGAGAAAGAAAACAAGGAAGUCAUUCAGUAACACUCACCAGGCCAUAUUCUCUUGGUCAUGGCAUUGAGAUAAUCUUGGUUUAAAUGUUUCUCCAAAUCUCACAUUUGAGAUCUUUUCAGUAUAUGAGCAAUUUCCAUCCACCAGAAGCAUUACUGUUAGCCCAUCUGCAAGACACCCUGAGUACUUACUGCUGGGAGCAGAAGGGGAUCUUUGUUUGGCCCUUUCAAUCCGUGUAGUUCAGGAUACUCAGUGCACAUCAGCACUGGGAUCAGUGGGAAGAGGCCAGGUGCACUUCUUUGUUGCUGUUAUUUUCAUUAUAAGCCACAUUUUCUGAGCCUUGAUCAUGAAUACAACAGAGCUUUUUCAGGUCUGUCCUCCUGGUAAGUAGGAAGAGAGUUCUGAACUUCCUUCUGUUUCAGAAGCAUUUUGAACCAUCUACUAGAAUAACCUUUCUCUCCCUCUUUUGUCUCUCAAUCUUUGUCCUCAGAUAUUUUAUAGCCUUUGAUACACUUGCUAACACCGUAUUUGUAUGAUCUCUGGAUUGGCACCUUUGACCAACACCCCAACUUUCUUAUAAUCUGCUUUUCUAACUCCCCACAAGCUUCUCUUCUUCUUGACCCUUGCUGUCAGAACCUCUCAGAAUUCAAUCCUGAUUCUUGGUGGGACAGUUGUUUUUCUUUACCCCAUGACAAUCUCCAAUAUUAUAGAGAUUUAAACCUUCCUUCCUUCUUUGGGGGGCACUUAUGGUGCCAGAAGCCUCAUUCUGUGCUCAGUGUAAUUAUCCACAUGCUUGUCUAGCUGUGUGAAUGAACAAUGAUCUUUUUGAAAAAAAGACUUCCUCAUACCUAAAGAGCAUGCAAAAUAGUAAGUCAGUAAAUAAAAGUUGGAUUGACUCACUUAGUACUACCUUACUCCAAGCACCUAGCAUUGCCUUGCACUAACUAGUACUCAUGGAACUCAUUACAUUUCCAUUCAUUUAUAGAGCUUGAUUACAUUAUAGAACUAUCAAUCUUAUCUUAUGCCUUGCUUUUGUCAAUGCACUAUUGCAUUACCUACUCCUUCAACAGAAAAGCCAUACCCACAUCAAACAUUGCAACUCUAUGUCUGCCUUCUCUCAACUUCAUAUUUCUUAACCUGUCAUCUCUAAUGUUAUAGACCUAGUGAUUUCCAAGAGAUUCUUGGAUCUCAUUUAGGAGAUUCUGUUGAAGUGGGGCCCUAAACAUUUAUUUAUAUCUGUGGAUCUAUAACUUCUGUUUUGCAAGAGAUGAUUAUCAGUUAUUACCUAUUGUUGUACUGACUUAUAGAUAGAUUAAUAGAAGAUUUAAAUGCUCUUAUGCUGUGAGUUUGAUGUUAUUUUAUUAGCUGCCUGGUGUCUUCUGAACUUGCAUAGAGUAGUUACUUUUUAAAAAGCACAUGCCAACAAUUCAGGAAUGCCUCCAUAGUAUUUGAAAAGUAGUCAAAGCCUAAUUCAAUGUUAAGAUCAGUUCUAGAUAGUAGUUCUUUAGGUUUUGUGUUUCACUGAUCUUAAAAAAUGUAAAAGUAUAAAGGUAGGAUAUUAAUAUAACAUUAUUACAAUAACUUCUGCCUGCUAUCAACUGUCUUGUAACAAAAGUUGUUUUAAUAGCAAAAGAGUAGGAUCUAUGUGAUGAUGGUUGGAACUUUAUGUUAGACUUACUUUUCUCAUUUUGCCACAUAUUAUAGAAUUUUAUCAUAUACCAGAACUAAUGUAGUAUCUAAUCUUUGACAACUACUGCUCUUGAACAAUGGAGGCAGACUGAUAUUUAUUUUAACAUAAAACCCCACAUUGUAAAAGGCUGACAAUUAACGCCAGUGUUUGUCUGAUAUGCAGUGGAUUAUAUUGUCCAGGAUAACCUAAUCUCCCAUUUCACACACUCCUCUUACCGUGUGGUUCUGUCAUUUCUGACAUAGAAAUACGAGUCUCUGAGCUCCCUUGAAUCUAGGGAGACCGUGACUAUAGUUUAAAGUGAUUCUGUGCCAUUUCCAAGGCUAGGUUACCAGAGGUGAUGUGGCUUCUGCCUCAGUCUCUUAAGAUUUACCUUAGAAACCUGCCUGUGAGGAGACCAACAAGCAAAGGUACUGUGGCUCAAGCCUGCAGCUCUGAAUUUGCUCCAUCCAUCUAACCAUUGGGCAAACCUGCCCGAUUAUGAGUGAGUCAUCUUGGAAAUGGAUUCUCCAAUCAAGCCAAUAUUUGAUGCUAUACGGAGUGGAGGUAACUUUCUCUGCUGAGUCCUACCAGAAUCAUGGACUUCUGAGAUAAAUAAAGGUUUUGUUUUAAGCCA